Saccostrea cuccullata (small rock oyster) is the source of this 706-nucleotide messenger RNA. Its product is annotated as low-density lipoprotein receptor-like. Bases 74 to 415 code for a protein of 113 amino acids. The record is from RefSeq and is a predicted model, not a curated record. Gene Ontology annotation, cellular component: plasma membrane. Lineage: Eukaryota; Metazoa; Mollusca; Bivalvia; Ostreida; Ostreidae. The transcript is spliced from 4 exons. Gene Ontology annotation, molecular function: protein binding.
UCUUUAACACAGGAAAUCUAGAGAGCUACUGGAGCACCAUAACCAGCUAGGGACCAUUGAGGGUUGGAGCAUCAUGACUAAAGCCAUUUUCUUCAUCAUGGCUGCAUUUGUGAUCGCGGUGAUCAGUGCAAAGACUAUUCGAGAUGAAAAUGCGUGUGAUACAGAUGAGUUUAUGUGCCUGAGUGACGGUGAGAUCACGUGCCUCCCUGAUUCAUGGAAGUGUGACGGAGAUGCCGACUGUGACGGAGAUACCGAUGAACAGGGUUGUCCUCCAACAACUUGCGCUGAAGAUGAAUUCCCGUGUGACUCUUCAUGCAUUCCACAACUCUUUGUGUGUGAUGGUGACGUAGAUUGUGACGACAAUAAAGACGAGGCAUCUUGUCCUUUAAAAAAUCCACUCACAAAUCACGUCUAGGACCAAAACAAGAUGUGACAAUACCACGUGCCAUAGACUUAAGUGAUGACUAUACCACGUGCCAUAGACUUUAGUGUGAUUCUACACCAUGUGCCAUAGGCUUUAGAAUGAUGACUCCGCCCUUGUGUUCCCGUGUUCCAACUUUUUUUUCUUAUUUUUUUUUUUUUUACAUCUUUCUCUUUAUCUCAAUUUUUUUUCAGUAAAAUUACUUGUUUUUAUUUUAUGAUUUUUUUUUUCUUAAAUGAGAUAUUUUAUUUUGAUUUUAUUAAAAAUAAAAUUUUACAAACAUGA